AAAUAUACCCAAAUAUUAGAUUAAACAUUCUAAAUUCAAAUACACAUUCAAUGUGUAAAAUUAAUUAUAUAUGCUUAAAUCGAUCGAUGUCUCGACUGCAAAAUAUUUGACUUUGGCGUUUCAAUACUUUUGAUGUUCUUAGAGGCCUUUUCUUAUAUUAGAAUAGUUAAAUUAUUUUAGAGAUUUUUUUGACCAAUACCUUUUUUUGUAUAUACAUAUAUAGAGAUAAAAAUGAGUUCUUUAACAAAUAUCAGCUAUGUCGAUGGUGAUGUAGUGUGGGUGAGGCUUAGCAAUAGUUGGUGGCCCGGCGAAGUAGUUGGAGAAUCACGUAUACCCGAAGGAUUACUUUCAUCAUUAAAAAAACAACCUAUUGCGAUUGUCCGAUUUUUCCAAGAAAGUACAUUCGAAUAUGUAUAUAGUAUAGACAAAAUUUGUCUUUACAAUAACCAACGAAAACAUACGUUCAUCAAGAAAGGUUUGGAAGCUGUUCGAGCAAAGAAAAAAUUUAUGGCAACUUUUCCUGAAGAUGUUGCAAUAGCUGAGAAAAUGGUAAACGGAGAUCCUAACAUAAUUAAUAGUGAGGAGUUUCAACCGACAAAAAUCAAAAAAGAGACUUGGAGUGAUAUAUUUAUUGAUCCAAAUAGAAAACAAAAAAUUCCUAAAAAAGACACUCCAAAUCAAACAAAUGUCCAAAAAAACAUGGAUCAUGGAGUUCGAAUUUUGGAACAAUCUUCAGCAAUUCCAAUGACACCGGCAUUACAAUCUGGAAAUCCAUACAAAUGUAGAGCUUGCUCCUUUUCAACAAAUCGUAUGAAUGUUUUUAUUCUUCAUAACAAAACCCACACAAAGGAAGAGCUGGUAUCACCAAAAUCUACAGCAAAAAAUGUUCUCAAACAGAAAACUUCUUCUAAAGCAGUAGUUCCUCUUAAACCACCACGUAAUCUAGACAAAAUCUUGCGGGAGCCUAAAAAACCUUCUGUAGUUGAUGAUUAUAAAGAAGAUUAUUUGAAUGAAUCAGAAAUAGAAGACAAGCCUACUGCGAAAAGAAAGCGACGAGGUAAAAAUGUACCAUCAACUCCAGCUAAAACAACAGGUUCUAAAACUCAAAAAGAAAAAACAAAAGAUGAGAAAACAGAAAGACCAGAUGAUAUUAAAAUAAAUACUGAAAUCAAAAAUAAACUUUUAGCAGACUGGAGCGAUGAUGAGCUUAGUCAAGAAGAGAAAAAUCAAUCUGAUACGAAAGAAAGUAAACAAAAAGAAAGCUCGUCAGAUAAAAACAAUCAAACAUUUGAUAACUUGAAAGAAGAUAGUGGAAAAAAUAUUCCAAUAAAAUGUCAUAAUAUUCCGAAAAAACGGGAUUUCGUUUUUUAUGAAUUAAGAGAAGAUGAACGAAAAGAAGAAAAGAAAACGUCAAGAAAAGUAGAUAAAACGAAAUUCAAUAAAAGCGAAAGUCAAUCAAUUAAAGAAAAGUUAAAAAAUCACAAAGAGAAAGAAGAAAAAUGUAAUGAGCAAGAUAAAACAGGAAAAAAGAAUUUUAAAGAAGAGGGAAAAUCAUUGGAAGACAAACAAGAAUCGAAAAAGAAGGAACAUAUUGGUUUGUUUGAAAGCCAAUUGAUUCAAAAAAGAGCUGAAGUAGAGCGCCGUAAAAAGGAGUUUGAGCAGAAACGUGUCGACGUCGAAAAGAAAAAACUAGAAGCUAAGAAAAAAACUAAAGGUGAUUUUGAUUUGUUGAUGGAACAGUUAGAGGAAACUCCGCCACUCAUUCGUAUAUCUCGUCGAAAUAAAAAUAAAAUAGAAAGUCCAUUAAAAUCGGAGAAAAAUGAAGACAAAACUAAAUAUUCGCGAAAAAUGCCUCGACCUGCUGAAACAUCCAGUCCUAGCGAGGUUGAAAUAGGCGAAGAUGAGGCAUUAGAGCAAGAAAUUAAAGAACUUCUCAAAGAAACGAGUGUUCCUGACAUUGAAAAGGAAGUUGACAAUAAAGACCGCAAAUUACCGCCAAAAGAACGAGGCAAACGUAUAUUUAAAGAAACACAACAAGUCGAUUCUCCAUCAAAAUUGAUGACAGAAUCAGAACUUUUGAUUGCUGAAACUUUAACUCAAUUGCCACAAACGGCCAUACAAUUCUCUCCAAAGAAAAUUAUUUCUCAUGACAACGAUAUUGCUGAGAGUUUGAUUAAUUUGGGUACACCACCAAAACCGGUUGCUUCUGUUGAUGGUUCAUCUCUUAGUAAUAGCAAUAGCCCUAUAUUAAAUCCUCGUAAGCGUCAUUUGCGUGCUUUAGAAGAAAAAGGCAUUGAAGAAGCAAAACCUGAAGCAAAACAAGACAGUUUAUCAAAGCGACAAAGAAAAACAGAAACAAAAGACGUCGACAGAAAUAUUAAAUUAGAGACACGAUUGCCAAAGAAGCGAAAAGCGGAGUAUCAUAAAGAGUUUGAAAGCAUUGUCAAUAAAAAUCAAAAGGUUGGGCAUGAACAAAAAGCUCAAACUCAAGAAACCCUAUUUGACAUCAAUAACAUGGAAAUUUUGUUUGACGACGAACCCAUCGCCUCUAAUAUGAAAUCCGUUUCAAAGCAAGAAAAACUUUCAACGUCUACAACCAUGAAUAUUAACAAAAAUGAAUCACAGAUUUUACAAAUUAAACCAGACAUACACAUACAACACGCAUCUAAUACUAAACCGCAAAACACCGAGUUACGCCGUCUAUCAUUUCCUAAUUCAUUAUCGAAGGAGCAGAAAUUGCGACAAGAAGUGACUCCCACGCAUCGAAAAGUCAUGAAGUUAAUUACACAAAUCGACGGCACAAAAACUUUAAUUGAAGAAGUCCAACCCAAUUUGUCGAGAGCUUCUCCUACAACUUCUUUACUAAUGCGAGCAUCUAGCUCGUCGCCUUUAGCUAAAUCUCACCGUUCCAUGUCAAAAUCACCGACAACUGGAACACCAAAGCCGCAAGUCAUCGUUGGAAGAGCAUCUAAUAAAAUUUUGAUCACUAGUAAGGGAUCAUUAAUGACAACAACCUCACCAGUCACAUCGACGACAGCUGGAUCAAAUAUUCGGUCAUCUAAUAAGAUUCAGGUUCAGUCAGAAAUUAUUAUUCCAUCAAAUCGAGUUACCAGUCGAACAAUCGAAAAUACUCCAGGGACAACUGUUAGAACUGAAAUGAUUUAUUCUUCCCAAAACAGAUCGACUGAUACAUCAAAAGAUAAGUUAAGCAAAUCGAAUGUAAUCAAGCUUUCGCCACAACAACUCAAAGAAGCCGAAAGCCUAGGUUAUGUAGAAGUACGAGGAAAUGGAAAAGUAUUAACAAAAGCAGGACUUAAAGAAUAUUUACCAAAAAUUAAUCCCAAAUUUAAGCUGAAGCGCAAAGAUUUUGACACUACUAUUGGAUCUUUAGAAUCGACGAGUCAUAUUGAACGUAUCAAACCUAUUGAUUCGUCUAUGAUUUGUAGUGAUGCAGACAACUCACCCCAAAAAAUUAAAGAUUUAAAAGUUGUUGCUCCAAAAAAGUUAAAACCUAUCUAUAAAACGAUAAAUAACGAACCAAUUGUCAUUCCGGAUGAAGAAACCGAGCCAAAAGCUCUACAAAUGCUAGAGGAGAAAGGCGGUGCAUCAAUACAGGAAUUUUUGGUAAAGCCUGUUAUUAGUGAAAGCCCUUGUAAUAGUGAAACUCCAGUAAUAUCAGUAGCAACAACACAAGCUUCAACAAAGGAGAAUAAUAACUUAGGAGAUCAGAAUUCACAAAUACUUGCCGUUUCUGCAGAAAAUUUUGGAGGUCCAUCAAAUGCGUUUUAUUUGUGUUCAGUUGGAGAUGAUGGUUCAUUUACACCAAUGAAUAAUGAAGCAUUGUAUUUAGAUUCAUCAAAUCAACUUGUGCCAAUGGUGCCCGAGACUCAAGAUAAAAUUGAAGCAGAUCAACAAAAUGCAAUUUCAGAUGAAGCUAAUGAUAACGAUGUAAGCGGUCAAAGUAUAAUUUUCAAUACUGGUGACGGACAGCAGAUAAUUCUUGAUCAACAAAGUCUCCUUGCUAUGGCAGUAUCUGGCGAUGUCUCACAAUUAUUCACGCAAGAUGGCCAACAAUUAAUAUAUCCAGGUUCGGCGCAGGACAUUUUGAAUGCUAUUGCUGCAAGUCAAAAUGAGAUGGGAGACCAGCCUAUAAUAAUCAAUGAUGAUAUUCUCACUACAGCAUUUACUAACACAGAUGUGUAUCAGCAAGAUCAACUGUUAACGGGCACAUUAGGCGAUCUUAGCAUCAAUCCCCCCGUGAAAGCUCAUGUUUCCGAAACGAAUACGGUAUUAACACAAUCUCCCAUUAUGUCAACAACAGAACAACCGACAAAAAAUAACAGUAACAUGGAAAAACAGCCGUCUGAUCUGAUUAAAAAUCUUGAUGAAAAGUUGGCGGAAAUCGGAGUAACACCUCAACAUCAAACAAAUGUCCCAGUGUCACUGGAACUUCCAAUCACAGUUACAAAUCCAGCAAUUGCACCGAAAACUACAACAAAUCUUUUAGAAAUUAACUCAAUAUAUCCAGCGAGUGUAUUAGGAGUUGCAGUAUCAUCGACAUCCCCUGCUUUAGCUGGAAUUUUAUCGACCUCGAACGUCGAGAAUCCUGUUCAACCAGAUCACACAUCGACCAUACUUUUAAUUUCAAACCCUGAAACACCUGACGAAUUCGUUCCCGAUACCCCAGAACCUGUUACUAACAAUCCAAGCACACAAGAUGGAGACGAUACAAAUUCCUCAGAAAUUCCACUACAACCAAAUAUUGUCCCUGAAUCGCUAACACAUAAUAUCAACAUGAAUAACAAUGAUGGGUUUGCCUCUGAAACAAUUAAAAAUGAAGAAUCCAUUAGAGGCUCUACAAAUGAUGAUAUUUCAAGUUUGAUAAACAACAAUAGUAACGAAAAACCAGAAUUGACUGCAAUAUCUUCAAAAAGCUGUGAAUCCGAUGACACGUUAUCACAAUUACAUGCACCGGAAACAUUGAAUGAAAAACAAAAUUUAGAUGAAUCAUAGUAACAAUUGAUCGACUAUACAAACUAUGCUUUUAAUAUGUAAUAAACUGCAAAAAAUGUGCUUUAACCUAUAAAAUAUUUAAUAAUUAUUUCAAAAGUAAAAUAAAUCAACGCCAAAACACAAACUUUAUCAAAAAAAUAAAAAGUGGACAAUAGAUGUAAACUCUAUGAAUAGCAUUAAUAUCUUAAAUUUAAUUUAGAUUAGAUGAAUAGUCAUGAAUUCAGGUGUAGGUCCUUAGUUCAAAGAGCAUCUGUUAAAUUCAAUUUAACUUACAUUGGUUAUGAUUGUGGAAAAGAAACAACAAAUAUUUUUUUGAAUGAGGAGAAUUAAAAGAAUUAUUUUUGACAAAACGGCUUUGAACAUAAAAAUGUUAAUGAUUCUUAGUGGGCAAAAAUUCAUAAAAUUAGAAUAUGUAUUAUCAGAUUAAUAAAAAAAAACUAAUUAAACCGAUUUUAGUGUUAAAAAUAAUCACUAU
Molecule: messenger RNA, 5488 nt
Organism: Culicoides brevitarsis
Lineage: Eukaryota; Metazoa; Arthropoda; Insecta; Diptera; Ceratopogonidae
Exons: 4
Coding region: 232-5013 (1593 amino acids)
Source: RefSeq, a predicted model, not a curated record